Aphidius gifuensis is the source of this 1065-nucleotide messenger RNA. RefSeq names its product F-box/LRR-repeat protein 20-like. The record is from RefSeq and is a predicted model, not a curated record. Bases 1 to 1065 code for a protein of 354 amino acids. Gene Ontology annotation, cellular component: SCF ubiquitin ligase complex. Lineage: Eukaryota; Metazoa; Arthropoda; Insecta; Hymenoptera; Braconidae. The transcript has 3 exons. Gene Ontology annotation, biological process: SCF-dependent proteasomal ubiquitin-dependent protein catabolic process.
AUGCCAUUUGUUGGUGAUCACUGUAAAAAUUUAACAACCUUGGAAUACGAGCUGAUUCUUCCAGAAAUAGCAGAAGCAACAACACUUGUUCAUCUUAAUAUCCAAUUAUAUAAUACACACAUAGAGUUUCCUCUUUUUGAUAAACUCGUUAAUUUGGAAUAUAUUCAAAUAAGGGUUGAAAGAAAAUAUACAGAGAAGAAAGUCUCUACACAAGUACUCAACACUAUUUUUUGUAAAUGCAAAAAUCUAAAACAUCUUGAUAUUCCAAAUGACUUUUAUGAUCUUGCUAAAAUUCCUUUGGAAAAAUGGAAAAACUUUAAAAAUUUAGAAUAUCUACGUUUAUCUUGUUACGAAGUACUACCUGAUUUAGCAGAUACAAUUGUUAAAUAUUGCAAGAAUUUAAAACACUUGUGCAUGGACCCUACAUGCGAAUUUAUAGAGGCAUAUGUUGUAAAAAAGUUAACAAAAUUGAAAAAUCUCGAAAAUUUAGAGAUUAAUGAUGGAUGCCUCAGUGAAGAAGCAAUAAUCGCAAUUUCAAACAAUUGUAAAAAACUGAAAAGUUUAGAACUUGAUGGAUGCGAUGUAGUAUCAACUAUUGAUCGACUUUCUUCUCCAUCUGUUUUAAAUGAGUUAUCAAAAUUACAAUAUCUUGAACAUCUAAGCUUGAGUUUUACAGGUAUUAUUGGAGAUAAUACAGUUAUUGCUAUUGCUCAUAAUUGUAAAAACCUAAAGAGUUUAGAUAUAAGUGAUUUUGAUGAUAUUACUGAAACAGCUCUCGUUGCUUUAACAAAGUUAAAAAAUUUAGAAAUUCUAAGAGUAGGCUCUCUUAAUAUUUCCGACAGCUUCAUUAUCAGGUUAAAAGGAUUAAAAGUAUUUGAUUGUGAUGGUUGCAAGGAACUUACUGAUACUGGUAUUAUUCAAUUUAUAAAAAAUAACCCAGAUCUUGAAAAGAUCUAUGCCUGUGAUAUAGAUAAUAUUACAAUUGACUUGGUUAUUGGUGCUGAUCAGGCAACUAAACAUCGUACAAAUGAUUUUAAAGCUGAAUUAUCAAGUAACAUCAGUUAA